Solanum lycopersicum (tomato) is the source of this 1296-nucleotide messenger RNA. The record is from RefSeq and is a predicted model, not a curated record. NCBI's taxonomy places the organism in Eukaryota, Viridiplantae, Streptophyta, Magnoliopsida, Solanales, Solanaceae.
AUGUUCUUUGAUGGAGCAGUUAACUCUAGAGGAUCAGGAAUUGGAGCAGUAUUGAUAUCUGAAUCAGGACAACAUUUUCCAGCAACAACGAAGCUUAGAUUUCGAUGCACUAAUAACAUGGUUGAGUACGAAGCUUGUAUUCUUGGCAUCAGAAUGGCUCUUGACAUGAACAUUCAAGAAUUACUGAUAAUUGGUGAUUCAGACUUGUUGAUUCAUCAAGUUCAAGGAGAAUGGGCCGUGAAGAACCCUAAAAUCUUACCUUACGUACAACUGGUACGGAGGUUAUGUAAAAGAUUUAGGAAGACCGAGUUCAGGCACACCUCGAGAAUACAAAACGAGUUUGCUGAUGCUCUUGUAACCAUAUCCUCUAUGAUACAACACCGACAAAAGAGUUACAUUGACCCACUUGAGAUAGGUUUAAAAGAACAACCAGCACAUUGUUUACAUGUGGAAAAGGAAUCCGAUGUAAAUCCAUGGUAUAUCGAUGUGAAAAGGAGGACUCCGAAUACGGGAUUACUACGAUGUGUAGAUGCUGUAGAAGCCACAAAAUUGCUUGAAGAAGUGCACGCUGGAGUGUGUGGGACGCAUAUGAAUGGGUUUACAUUAGCAAAUAAAAUCUUAAGGGCAGGAUUCUUCUGGAUGACUAUGGAAAAUGAUUGUGUUCGAUUUGUCCAAAGAUUUCAUAAAUGUCAGGUACAUGGAGAUCUGAUCAAAGUACCUCCUCACGAGCUUUAUGUAAUGAGUUCUUUUUGGCCAUUUGCAGUAUGGGGCAUGGAUGUUAUUGGACCAAUUGAGCCUGCUGCCUCCAAUGGUCAUAGGUUUUCUUUUGUCGCCAUUGAUUAUUUCACGAAGUGGGUCGAAGUUGCUUCCUAUAAAGCUGUGACGAAGAAAGUUGUGACUGAUUUUGUUCGCAAUAAUUUGAUAUGUCGUUUUGGAGUUCCUGAGUCUCUCAUCACGGACAAUGGUGCAAAUCUUAACAUUCACUUCAUGAAAGAGAUAUGUGAACAAUUCAAAAUUACCCACCAUAAUUCAACUUCAUAUCGUCCUCAAAUGAAUGGAGCUGUGGAAGCUGCCAAUAAGAACAUCAAGAGGAUAUUGAGAAAGAUGAUUGACAACUACAAAUGUUGGCAUGAAAAUUUGCCUUAUGCCUUGCUAGGUUAUCGCACCACAAUUAGAACUUCAACUGGAGCAACUCUGUAUUUGUUAGUAUACGGAACAGAGGAAGUGAUACCGGCUGAAGUUAAGAUACCGUCUUUGAGGAUUAUUCAGGAAGCUGGAUUGAGCGAUGCCGAAUAG